Habropoda laboriosa is the source of this 6102-nucleotide messenger RNA. RefSeq names its product 1-phosphatidylinositol 3-phosphate 5-kinase (gene fab1). The record is from RefSeq and is a predicted model, not a curated record. Gene Ontology annotation, molecular function: ATP binding; metal ion binding; 1-phosphatidylinositol-3-phosphate 5-kinase activity. Gene Ontology annotation, biological process: intracellular signal transduction; phosphatidylinositol metabolic process. NCBI's taxonomy places the organism in Eukaryota, Metazoa, Arthropoda, Insecta, Hymenoptera, Apidae. Bases 1 to 6102 code for a protein of 2033 amino acids. The transcript has 14 exons.
AUGAAUAAAAAUAUGAAUUCACCGUCUAAACUUACGGAGUUCGCUCCGUUAAGUCCCGAGGAGAGUCAACCUGUUGUAGCCUCUUUAUUCUCAAAAUUUUUUAACUUCACUAAAGGUUCACAAAAUAUUGAUGAUUCUACAGUAUCUUCUAUUAAUGAAGAUCAAAGCUCAUCUGAUUCUGAAUCAUGGAAACAAUCAGAAAGUAUCGAAAAAUCACCUGAAGAUGAUAGCUCAAGUAUAAUGAACUUUCCAUUGGAUAGUCGUGAAGGCAGAAGUUUACCAAAUGUAUUAAAACGUAUUAGUAAUAUUGUAGCUUUAAAAAGUAAUAAUUUACGUUCAUAUAAAGAUUCUCAAUUAAGAAGUUACUGGAUGCCAGAUAGUGUAAGUAAGCAGUGCUAUGAAUGUGGUGAACGAUUCACAACAUUUCGCAGGAGACAUCAUUGUCGUGUUUGUGGCCAAAUAUUUUGUUCAAAAUGUUGUUCUGAUCAAAUUCCUGGAAAGAUUAUGGGAUGCACUGGAGAUCUUAGAGUUUGUACAUAUUGCUGUAAAGUAGUUUUGUCUUAUUUACAAUCAUCAGAUAUGAGAAGUGAUUUAUCGGCAGAUUUAAAAGCAUUACAAGAGGAUCUUCAAGUUAAAUAUGGAAAUGAUUCACUGCCUAUAACUCAAAAAAGUGCAAAUGAAUCAGCAGAAAAUGAAACUUCAAUCUGUAGAAAACCAAGUGUAGGAUAUAUGGAAGAAAAAUAUGCUACUGGACGAUCAGCAACUAGUUAUUUAACAUCUCAAGAGCGAUCUAUUGUUUUACAAAAUUCAGCAUCUUUGAGAAUGAUUUAUGAAGAAUUAUUCAGAUCAAGCCAAGCAAUUCUCUUACAAACGCACAGAAUUAGGUUGAAAAGUUAUCAUAAUUGCUUCCUAGCUAAUGAAUUAGUAAAUUGGAUGAUAGCACAAAAUAAAGCAGCUACACGAGUGCAAGCUACUGCUAUAGGACAAGCACUGUUGGAAGCAGGUUUCAUUGAACCAGUAGUUGUUGAUAACAUGUUUAGUGACACGGCGACAAUAUUCAAACCAGUUAAAUUAUCUCAUAUGCAAAGUGUGGACUUGUUAACUGAAAUACAAAAUACAUGUGAUGCUCAAGAACCAGCAUGGGUAAAAACAAUUCCACAACAUGAUUCAACUACUGAUUCAGAAAGUGAAACAAAACCUUCAAACUCAGCACAACAAAGUACUGGGCGUUUACCAUCCUCAAGUUCAAGCUUUUAUUUAGAUUUAAAUUUAGAAGCCUCUACUGUUACAUUAAAAAGGCCUACAUCAGAAGAUUUAAAUACAAUUUCUGUAGAUAGUAGUGAUGGUGUAAUUGAACAGAAAGAUGUCAUGGUGAAAUCACAUAAAUGUAACUUCAAAAUUGCUGAUGAUCUUCUAAGUGAUACACUUCAGGUCCAAGAAUUUAAAGAAAAAAAUGGUUGGCAUAAACCAACAAAUCUUAGGACUGUAUUUGGAGAAUUAUACGCCUAUGAAUGUUUAACAUCUGCAUAUAAGCAACAUGAAGAUUCGUUAAUUAAGCAACUUCUCAAUAAAGAGGGCUUGUCGCAAACUUGGUCAGAAAUAAUACUUCCUAUUGCUCAUCAAAUUAUUGACCACGUCAAACCAGAUUUAAAUCAUAAUGUCGAUGAUUUAGAUAUUCGACAGUAUGUACAAAUAAAAAAGUGUCCAGGUGGAAGUAGAGAUGAUUGUGAAAUUGUAUCUGGUGUAGUUUGUACAAAAAAUGUGGCACACAGAGGAAUGAAUGCAAUGAUAGCUCAUCCAAAAAUUUUGUUACUUCAGUGCGGGCUUAUGUAUCAGCGAGUUGAAGGAAAAUUAUUAAGUUUGGAACCUGUGAUGUUACAGGAAAAUGAAUACUUAGGUCAUACAGUUGCUAGGAUCACCGCUCUUGGUCCAGAUAUUGUACUUGUGCAUCGAUCUGUAUCAAGACUAGCACAAGAUAGACUUAGAGAAUGUGGGGUAACGCUCGUUUUGAAUGUGAAGCUUAGUGUACUUGAAAGGGUUGCACGAUGUACAGGUGCUAAUAUCGUAAAUACUAUUGAUGCACAUAUAAGUGCAAGAUACAUGCUCGGUACAUGUAAAAAAUUUUAUUUAAGAAAUUUUUCAAGUGAAAAAAAUAGUACUAAAACAUUGAUGUACUUUGAGGGAUGUGCAAAUCCACAUCUUGGAGCUACAAUUUUACUACGAGGUGAUUCUCAGGCAGAAUUAAAGAAAGUGAAAAGUGUAACUUCAAUGAUGAUUUUUGCCGCUUAUUCUUGGCGUCUUGAAAAAUCAUUUCUUAUGGAUGAAUUUGCAACACCGCCAUCUCCUAAGGAUAAUUCAUUUUUGGAUGAAACAUCGCUGGAUGAUUCCACAGAGUUCAAAGAACCCAAUAAAAUACUGCAUACUAAAAGUAGCGAUGGUGAUAAUUCCAUGUUGGUUCAUAAUAAAGAAUAUCCAGAUUACACAGAAAUUUUAAAAAUAUCAAAAGUUCAAGGAGAUUCUGAAGGUGUAUCGAAUGAUACACAAUGUAUAGACAUCGAAUGUUUAGCAACUAGAAGUACACUAACGAAAGAUCUAGUUUCAGAUCAGGUAGAAAAUAUGUUAAAUUCAGAGUCUGUUAAAGAAAUAUCCUCUAUAUUAUCCGAGGAUGCUGAUCCUUAUGAUACUUUGAAAUUAUUCAAACCAAAAACAAAAUUUUUCGCAACUGAUGUAAAAAGUUUAGAGGAUUCCUUAAGGAGUAAAACAAAUAAUGGUAAUUUAAAUAAUACCUAUGGAUUGGAUAUAAGUACUAAUGAAGAUCCAAACAGUACAAUGGAAUUAUUUGGAAGUAAAAUUACUGGAGAAGUAAAUAAGAAUGCAAAAGAAGAAAAUGAAAAAGCAAAAAUAAAAGAUAAAGUUGUGUUAGAAGAGAAACGUAUUUACGGUGAAUCUAUUAGUGAUCGUAGUGAUCCUCUCCACCAGUAUUUAAAUGAAGAUAGACAAGAUGUCUUUAGUCAAACUAGUCCAAAUGGUCAGCAUUUAAGCGUUGCUGAUUUACCACUAUUAAAUAAGUUCAAGAAAGCACUGGAAGGAAGUAUAUUAAGUGUUUCGCCUUAUUUAAAGUUUUCUAUACCUUAUUUGGAAACCGAGUCAGGAAGAAAUUGUAUAUUACGAAGUUUCUUUCCGAGAGAGAUUUUUUAUUCUGUGCAAUUUAUGGAUAACGUGAAGGAAAUUAAAGCGGGUAAUGUAUCUGUAGAACAAACUGGAACUGAAAAUCCGUUUAUGAACUUGAAGUUGAAGCCACAGCAUCCGUUUGUUCAAGCAAGAUUAACUACAACUAUCGAUAAUCGAGAAGUACAAGCUUUAUUGUCUAAUUUUAGAGCAUGUGGCAGCCGACUAUAUCCAACAAAUAAUGUUUUAUUGGAUAAACAACAAGUUGUAACGCAGUCUGAAGUAAACGAUCAAGUUCCAAUAUGGCCUGAUUGCUUAGAUCCCGCUAGUCAUCAACGUUUAUCUGUCUUAUUUUGUAGCUUCUCACAUACUGGUAGCGAUACACCAGCGUUUUGUGUAAAUCCUUCGGUAGUUAAUAUGGAUUUGUAUGGAAGGAAUGAUAUAGCACUCGGGCGUUUCUUAGAACGUUACUGUUUAACAUCUGAAUAUAAGUGUCCUGCUCAAGCAUGUCGAGCACAAAUUGCUCAACAUAUUCGACGAUUUGCGCACGAUGGCGGAUGCAUACACAUUAGUUUAAGUGAAAUGAACACCGAACCGUUUUCUCAAGAAAAUACGGAUCAAAUUUUAAUGUGGAGCAAAUGUGUGAAAUGUAAAAGUGUUUCACCAGUGGUACCAAUGUCAGAUGAUACUUGGUCUCUGUCUUUUGCAAAAUUCCUGGAACUACGUUUUCAUGGAAGUACGUACAUUAGGCGGGGUACGGACACCUGUCAACAUUCGCUACAUCAUGAUCAUUAUCAAUAUUUCACUAAGAAAAACAUGAUCGCCGUGUUCAAAUAUGCAAAAAUAUCGCAAUGGGAAAUUUCCCUGCCACCUCCUUUGAUCAACAUUAUGUAUGAUCCCAAACAACAUGCAGACGUGAUAGAAGAGAUGAAAAGUAUAGCAUUGAAAGGAGACGAAGUUUUCUCCUCUAUACGAGAAAAAUUAACAAUUUUACAAACGGAUAUUGAUAGUUUAAAUGCUGCUAAACAACAGCUAACUAAAGAUCAACAAUAUUUUAAAAAUAAAAUAGAAGAAAUUCAAUUGAAAUUGACAUCUCCAACUCUGGAAAAUAAAAAACUUGAAGGAAAAGUGUCCGAGAAACAAGUUCAAGCUUUGAUGUUCAGAAUUGAAGAUGGAAUUGUAAGUCUUAAACGGCUCAUAUCAGAAGUUGUGUGUACUUGGAAUGCAAAAAUCUUAGAAAUAUCUGCUAAAAAGAAGGAUGAAAGACCAAGACGAUUUACUGAGCGAUCAUUAACAGUUGGAAGUAAUAGCAUAAUUGACACAGACGGUUACAUAACCGAAGAUACUGCAUCAGAAUCACAGAUAGAAGAUUUGAGUCCAAUAUCUACAGAUUAUAACGCUACUGAAGCUAUUACUACUGCACAACAGGACAUACAAGGAAUGGAAGGUGUAGAAAAUUUGGUUAAUGAAAUUUUAGAGAGUAACAAUCCUGAAGAUAUUGUUGUUGCUCAAGGUUCUCCAAAAAUGCAUCAAAGAUCACAUUCUGAUGUUCUACCUACUGCUUUAGAUGAUGUGCUAGAUAAGAAAAAGAAGAAAAAAACAAUCUUGUCGCAAUUAUUACCUUCUGUUCCAGUUACUCAACCAAUAUCAAAUCCUUUAGGAAUUUUGGAGCAUCAUUUACUUCCUGUUGGGUCAAUUGUACGUAUAGUGGUGUACGAGUCAGAACCCUCAUCUAUAAUUGCAUAUGCUCUAGAUUCACAUGACUAUAAGCAUGCGCUCCAUGAAUUAAUGCGCACAACGAAAGGGUCGGAUUUAAACCCUAGUCCACUGAAUAAACGUAAAUUCCCGGAAAAUAAAGAGAAUAUUCCUGAUAUAAUACAAUCUGGAGAAUUUAAGCGACCGUCUGUUUUAUCAUUUUUCCGAGGAAAUAGUCCGAAUCCUGUGAGUCCCGUGGAUUCCGACAAAAGUAUUUCAACUACAGAUACUAACGCUCCAAAUCUUGCAACGACCACAGAAGUAGACGAAGACAAAAAAACCAUAAAACAACAGAAUUACAUUGAAGUUCAGUUCAAUGACGCGACGACAAAUUUCUAUUGUAGAAUAUAUUUUGCUGCACAGUUUGCUGCUUUCAGAGAAAGCGUUUUACCUUGUGGCGAAGAUGGAUUUACAAGAAGUUUGAGUCGAAGUGUGCUGUGGGCUGCAAGAGGUGGAAAAAGUGGAAGUACUUUCUGUAAAACUCGAGAUGACAGAUUUAUUAUAAAGGAAAUGUCUAGACUAGAAAUGCAAAUAUUUCUUGAAUUUGCACCGAAUUAUUUCUCCUACAUGGAAAAAUGUCAACAGACAAAACAGCCAACGUUAUUAGGGAAGAUAGUCGGUGUUUACAGGGUAUCUUUUAAAAAUAAUACGACAAAUGCAGCCCUUCGAACCACUGUAUUGGUGAUGGAAAAUUUGUUUUAUAAGAGAACGAUAACAGACAAAUUUGAUUUAAAGGGAUCAGUCAGAAAUCGUCUUGCAAAUCCUGAUGAUACAUGUCAUGAAGGAGAACUUGUAUUACUUGAUGAAAAUUUGUUAAAUAUGAGUUGCGAUUCUCCGCUGUAUAUUAGAUCGCAUUCAAAAGCGGUUUUGAAUAGAGCCAUUGAACAAGACACAAAAUUCCUAGCUGAUAAUUCUGUGAUGGAUUAUUCGCUACUAGUAGGUUUAGAUCCAAAUUCAGAUGAACUUGUUCUAGGUAUAAUAGACUAUAUACGAACUUUUACUUGGGACAAAAAAUUGGAAACAAUGGUGAAGAAAUCGGGUAUAUUAGGUGGCCAAGGAAAAUUGCCAACAAUAAUAUCACCAGAAGAAUAUCGAGCCCGUUUUAUAGCUGCUAUGCAUCGAUAUUUCUUACCUGUACCGGACAGGUGGUCUGGUUUAGGUAGAGGUGUAGAAACAUAA